CUGAAAAGAUGAAAGUUUUGUUACCAAGGUUAUUAAGUGACUAUAUUUUCGAUGUUUAUUUACGAUAUGUCAAAUUUUGAUGAAUUCUUUGUAGCAAUUUUGAUGGUCAUUGAUGCAAAAAAUAGUGGAAUGGAUAUAUUACUGGAUUUCGACUGACGUUAUUUACAUUUUAAAAAGAUGCACGAAAUACGAAAAUAGUUUAAAUAAAAACUUGAUUGUUAUUGUGAAUUAACCGUGUUAUUCGGGCAUUUUUAUGUGAACAAAGUGUUUUCUUAUAUUAUUUAGGAAGUGAAAUUUUAGAAGUGGAAUUUGAACGUCAACUUUUUUGUAUACAUUGUGUAAUUGGAGGUGUCAUGCUAUUUUAAGUUUGGAUUUACAAGUUAUUUCAUUAUUUUUCCUGUAAGGCAUUUCUUAGAUGCUGGGAAUAACUUAAAUAUUUUAGCUUUUGUGUUAAAGUAAACAAAAAGAUCUAGCAAAACAGUUUUUGAUGUUUUACAUUUGGUGUAAGAGAUUUUGAAUUUGUCAUUUUUACUCGGGGUUUUAAUCCAUUAUGUACAUUAAUUAUACCAUUAUUUGUUAUUAUAUUAGUUCAAGUAAUUAGUUUAUACAUGUAAUAAAACUGCAGUCUCAGUCACUUAAAAAAUGGCAUAAUUUUAAAAUGAUUUAUAUUAAUAUUAAUAAUCUGCAGUUAAUAUUGUACAAGAAGUCUUUAGCUGAGACUAUAAAUAAAUACAAUAUAUUGCAAUGAUAUUAAUAAGAUAACUAUUAUAAUUGGUUUCAGUGAGUAAAAGUCAGUGACAAAAUUUGAUGAUGGAUUAUGAUAUGAUAUGAUCAUUGAAGCAAUAUAUUGAGUUUGUGGGAAAACUGUUAAUUUUCAUACCAUAAGCAAACAAUCAUGAACAAAAUCAUGGGAUAAUAAUUUAAUAAGUGAAUGCAUGAUGACUGUGAAAAGUGAAACGAACAUGAAGGAUAAAACGGUUACCAUGGAAACUGUGGAAUAUGACAGAAAUGGGCUUAUUGUCCCAUCGCGGAAUAACAUGGUGCUCAAAUUUAGUCAUUUUCCAUUUAAAAGACUGCACAAAAAGACAAGUGUGGAAAUUGAGAUGCCGGCAGGCUCGAGCAGCGAAACAGUCGGAACCCAGAGCUCAUACAAUCCUUUAGGAUCCCACGUUGGCCAACAUGGUCGAAACAAAACAGGAAACACAAAAUAUGGCGGAACAGACGCUUGGUGGAGUGCGGGUGAUUUUUUGCAACCUGAAAUUGCAUCACCCCAAAGUGAGGUGUCUUCAUUUGGAAAAACGAACGAUGAUGAUACAUGGGAUUUGUCAGACUCCAUCGUUGACCUGUACAAGGAGUCUAAUAGGUAUGAUGGAGUGCUAAAUCAGCCGCCGAGUGGUCGUACAGGAAAUGUGGAUGUACAGGAAUGGAUACAAGAGGACACAAGUAACGGUUUUGUGCAUGUGUUUAAAUCUGAUACGGAUAGAAAUCCUCGAUUAUUUCCAUGUACCCUUACCACGACUGCUCAGCGAUUGUGUAUUCAGUGCGGAAUGCCACCAAAUUCGUUACAUGUGCAGAUGAACGGGGAUAUUAUUCGCAGAUUGGAACCCUUUGAUAGUCCACUGGCCAUUCAGAAUGAGUACCUGCAGAGUAUCGGGUACUCUGAUCAGAGGAAAAUUCAAGAAAUUGGUGCGCAGGAAGACCUCUGCUAUCUAGUCAAGUAUUAUGCAGGCAAGCCUGUCUCAGACAGUACCUAUUCGAGGAACCAGCUAACGUCGUUCGCGUACGUCCGUAAGGGGAAGCUGCUCCAUCAGUGGUCGCGACGACUGUGUGUCAUCAGUGGAACGCGCCUUCUUAUCUACAGAGACAAAUCCAAGUCAGGGAAACCUACAGUUGUUCAAUUAGCGAAGGGGUCAGUUGAAGAGGUCAAGAACAUUAAAGCUCAUGACCAUGUGCUUAAGUUGACCUCGACCUUGCAAGGUGAAAGGUCAGUGUAUCUGUCCUUCAGUGAGGACAAGGAAUACAACAAAUGGAUCAGGAAGUGUAAAAAGGCCACUGCCAAGCUCCCAACAAAGGCUGACCUCUCAAACUGCCACCUGGAGUUUUUACCGGAGACUGUGUUCAUUAACGAUGGUCUGGAGAUCCUGAAUCUGCGACACAAUGUCCUCAAAGAACGCCCCAUAGAAGAAGACAUCUACACCAUUGGUUGGCUCGAUGAUUUGCCCAGGUUAACUAACUUGCGAAGCCUGAAUCUGGCAGACAACAAUCUGAGUUGCUUCCCUUUGGCUGUGUGCCGACUUCGGAUGUUGACAGAACUGAAUUUGGCUAGUAACAAAAUAGAGGACGUACCACCUACCAUAGUUGACUUGGAAAACUUACAAAUUCUCCAUCUGCACAACAAUCAGCUCGCCUACUUGCCGGAGGAGAUGAGUCGAAUGCGAAACCUUCUCGUUCUUGUUUUGGCGUUCAACCAUUUUACCUCCAUUCCCGCUGUGCUGCAACAAUCGACCGAGUCAUUGCUCAGAAUCGACAGUUUAAUCAUGGCGGGAAAUCGUAUCGAAAAACUACCACACGAUGUGCUCAGUAAAAUUCACCAUAUCAAAAAGAUUGAUUUUAGGAUGAAUAGAUUGACAUUGACACCUAGUGAAAUGGCCAAAUUCCAUUUGUUGGAGCUAGUGACGCAUUUGGAUGUUCGUGAUAAUGCUAUUACAGAACUUGAUGUGCGACCAUUGCGAAAUUUGGAGUAUCUGAAUUGUGAACGGAAUAACAUUCAUAAUUUGCAAGUCAGUGGAUGUGCCAUAAAAACCGUGUUUGCCAUGAAAAAUGAAUUGACGUCUUUCAACAUCAGUCCCAAGCCAGAGUGGCUGGUCACACUGGAUCUCUCGUACAACAGGCUUGAAAGCAUCCCUGUUUGGAUCAGCGACUGUUUCUUCCUUGUUAACUGCAAUGCUAGUCACAAUGCCAUACGCUCACUGCCUGACAGGCUCCUGUGUGGAUCCCCAAAACUAAGGGUGCUUAGUCUGAGCCACAACCAGCUGACGUCCCUGCCAUCUGAGGUGGGAAACUCUGUCCUGGAGGAAAUCAGUGUGGAGCACAAUCACCUUGACCAUCUGCCAGAGUCACUUUUUGUUAACUUGCCAAAAUUGCGGUUUAUCUGCUUGACCAACAACAGACUGGAGACAAUUCCGGAACCAAACCAAACCGGAUAUCAGAAUAAACUACAAGAGCUUUACUUAUCAGCCAAUCGGCUGGAUGACAGUGUUGUUCCACGUAUUACAUUGUUCCAGAAGCUCAAAAUUCUGCACCUUGCAUACAACCAGAUCACUGAGAUCCAUGAUAGGGAUCUUCGAAAACUAGAGAACCUUCAAGAACUGAACAUAUCGGGGAAUUACUUGCGUCAUCUGCCACGUUGUGUUGGUCGCCAUAGUAAACUCCAGGCUCUACGCUCUAAUGCUAACCUCAUAAAGGAACUACCAGAUUUCCGAUACUCUCCAAAUCUCAAGGUGCUUGAGGUUGGAUCCAAUCGACUUAUGGACGUCUCAGUGACAAAUCUAAUGGCUUCCAAUGUCAACCUUCUCGACAUUUCUGGCAACCCUGAAAUGCAGGUGAACAGUGCUGAACUGAGAGGAAUCAAGUCGAAGAAGAAAGUAUGUAUGGUGGACAUUAAAGGCCAGAACCGUUCUCUCCUGGACCUGAGAACUGCUGGCCUUGAUGACCUUGACAUUCCCUGGCAAUCGGGACUGUCCCAGACAUCGGGAAUGAGGAACAAGUUGUCUGUCAGCAUAGUGAACAGACCCAAAUUCAAUGAAGGCAAGGAAGGAUUCUUUGCUCUCUUUGAUGGAGGUAGAAAUGACGAAGUGAUCCGACUAUUAGCCAAUCAGAUAACAGGAUUGAUGGAGGUGGAGUCACAGCAUCCAAUCACAGCACAUGAUUAUCUGAAAUACACCAUUCUGUCUGCUCACAGGAAACUCAAACUAACUGGUCAGAAAAUAGGAGCUGCUGCAGCAGUUUGCCAUAUCCAACGGCCCAGCAGCGACAGGGGACACUACACGCUGAACAUUGCCAAUGUUGGUGACAUUGAAGUGGUCCUCUGUCGCAGAGGGGAGGCGAUGGUCAUGAGCAAGCUUUUUACUGUGGAUUCGAAUAAGAAAGAGAUGGAGAGGAUUGCAAAAUCUGGGGGAAUUGUAACAGAGGACAACAAGAUUAAUGGAGUGACCCAAAACACCAGACUUCUUGGAUCUAGCUAUUUGUUCCCAUUUGUUGUCCCUGAGCCCCACAUUACCAAGACAACCCUUCAGCCAGACGACCAGCUUCUCAUCAUAGCCAACCAAGGCCUUUGGAAAUGCAUGAGCUACCAAGAAACUGUCGAUGAAAUCAUUGAUAUCCCUGACCCAGUUUUAGCAGCUAAGAAACUGCAGGACUUGGCGCAAGGAUACAGGUCUCAAGAAAAUAUUGGUGUUCUUGUGGUGAGAUUCAUGUUAUCUCCUGCAGAGAAAGGAAAAAUGAGAGAAAUGUUGCAAACUCAGUUUGAAAAUGAACAGCAACUGUUGGCGGAAUUACGAGUGAGAGAUAUUGAAAGAGAAGAAAUGAGAAAGCGAGCUGAGCUAGAAGAAAUGACUGAAAUGGUACCAAUGGAAAUUGUGAAGUUAAAAGGAGCUAAAAAGAGAAAGCAAGUUGGUAUGAUGUUCAAUGGUGUUGAAAGUGGCUUUCAUGAUACGGAUGAAAUUGAUAGAAUGAUUGUACAGCCUUUACCGAAUGACAUUAAUGGAGACCCAACAACAAACUGGGAACUUCUGCUUCAAAAAAGACUUACUGAAGAAGUGAAAGACAAAGAACUCAUUCAUGCUAUGAGAGUUAAUGACUAUGACCCUUACUUUCCUUCACUUGAAUCUGACGAAAAUUGGUCAACAACUACAAAAUUAAAAGGCCAAGUUAAGGAAAGGACAGUAACCUUACCCCCACCAGAUGACCAUGGUAGGUUUGUGAAUGGUCCUCCGCCACCAACACAUUUGCAAAGACGACAAAUCAUUCCAGAAGAAGCGCAAAUAUCAACAGAGUCGCUGGAAUUCAGAAGAGAGUUGAAACAUCCCCUAAAUGUUGACAGGGACGCUAUUUUAUUCCACAAUAUGCAAUUAGACAGACACAAGAAUAUGAACAUGAGUUCAAGAAGCAUAGAUUCCAUACAGUCUGAUCCAUCACAUGUUUCAAACAAACAAAUGUUGUCUAAAGAGAAGAAAUCCUCUUCACACAGUAUAGAAGUUCUGCUUCAUGGCCCCACCGCUGAACAUACAAGACAAAUUUCAUUUGGUGGCUCACAUAAAUUCCAGAAAGAUGGAGUUGUUAAUGCUGAAAAAGACACUGAUUCUUGUCCAACUGAUAUGAAUGAGAAAUUUAGACUUCAAGAGCAAAAAGGUUUCAUUCAAAGGGAAUCAGAGAAAUCAGAUGGUAAAGGCAAACGAAAAAUAGAAAUGGAAGAAGCCGAAAAAGGAACCGACACAAUAAGGAAAGGUAUUGUUAAUGCUGACGAUGAUGAUAACUCUGGCAUGGACAAUUUAACUGAUGAUUUUGAUCACCUAGAUAUUGAUUAUGAAACAAAAGGGCCAGCCGAUGUCAGCAGACAGAUUACCUCUAAAGAAUCAAUUGCGAAAAACAGGGGUGAUAUGGAGAUAAUGAUAACAGGUGAAAAUUUUAGUGCAAAUAACAUGAACAAAUUAGAUUUCAAUAAAAAUGUUUCACUGGAAGAAUUUUCUGAAAAACGUCUAAGAUCAAGCACUGGAGAUAUAUCAGAAAGGAUGGCAAAUCCAAAUUCUGAGGAGGUCACAGAAUUAUAUGCGACAGUGAAAAAGACAAGUGAACAAAAGAAGCAUGCUAAAGAAAACAACAAUCAGAAAGAUGAACAUGUCCAUGCAACGGAACAUGCAGAUCAUAAUUACUCAUUGAGUGGACGGGCAUCACCUCCACUCCAUCACUGGGCUGACAACAAAAAUCUCUCAAGACGUUCAGGAGAAAGGGUGAAAGUGAAUGUAGGUCACUCACCAUCCCUUACUCCUAAAACAAUUCCGAACAAGGACCAAAGUCAUAGUAAUAUGACAAGAGAAAGUGUGACCACUUCUGAGCAACAGAAUGCUACCAGAGAGAAUGAGAUAAUUCCAAAGCCACAUACUGUUGAAAAGACGGUGAUAAAAACACACGGUGCUACUCAUUACUCUGACAAAAGUGUAAUCGGUCAUAAAGGUGCCGAGCUUAUACAACGGACAGGGCAUUCGACAACUGCUGUUUUAAAGGAUAAGCCAACAGUACAUGAAGGUCAUCGAAGAGCGCCUGCACCACCAAUACCACCGAGGGUGCCUUUGAAAUCCACGAUAAAUGGUCAAAACGGUCAUAAUGGUCACACACAAACUGCCCUGCAGUCAGAUAUCAAUUCCAAUUCCAUUAAAAGCCUUGAUGACCUGAUUGCAUACAACAGGAUGCAACAGAAAAUGAGCUACAAGGUGACUCCUAAAGCAGCUCCAACCCCUCCACAAAAAGUGCCUGAAACUACUAUUGUUACAAAAACUGCAAGUCAGAGGAGUAUUGUUAUCACAUACUUGUAAAAACACUGACGUUACAUGGUCUGAUGGUUGUAGAUGUUUUGGUUGACAUCUUCAGCCCCACAGUUUUCUAAAGAUAGCAAGAGGCGAGACAUUGUCCUACACGUUAUGGACAUGUAGUUUUGAUGUUCAAACACCUGUGCCAUAUCUUGAAUCUUAAUACCGUUUAACAUUUUUAUAACAAACUUUGGUACUUUGGUUCUGCCAUUAGGCAUAUAAAAAGUCCCAUAACUCUUGCUAAUCUAUUUUUGAGUAAUGCCUCUUUGACCAACAAACGAAUGUUGUCAUCCACUUCUGUUUCUUUUGUCCUUUUGGAGACAUGUGUAAAUAGUUCAUAUUGAAAGAUUAUCAUGGUGUUUUUGGUCACUAUCAAUCAAAUCAUGGUAAUUUUGCAUUCUUUCUUUUUUAUGUAACAUAUGCUAGUAUGAACAUUUUGAAGUUUUAAUUACUAUGAUAUCUGAACAUCCUUGAAUUAUGAUUGCGUCUUAACUUGACUGUUUUUAUCAUCAAAGACAAUUAUAUAUGUGUAAGUACAGUUUUAUUGAACCCGGUCUUGUUCUUAACACAUGUUGUGCAUUUGGAUUGUUGCUUUUAGAAAUAUAAUGAGUUUUAUGAUACACACAAACUCCUAUGUGUACAUUUAUACCCAAAUUUUUACAAAAACUCAUUUGUGCUGUAUGCUUUAUUAAAGAUAAACUUUAUUACUGAUAUUAAGAGGAGCGUGUUUUAACAUUCAACGAAGAAAGAAGUCUACUAUGCGGGCAUAGUGGUUUUCAGUCUUACAACAUCCGAAGCGCUUUCAACACAUUGGACGCUCGAACGAGCGCUGCGAUUGUUAACAUUUUAGUAACUGAUCGUGUUUGAUCAACAUGGCAACCAUGUAUUCAUAUUUUAACAUAUUCACAAGUAAUAAAAACAUGCAAAAGUGCCCAUUACUGAUUGUAACUUAUAUUCAGCAAUUGAAUUCUUUUAAACUGAAUGAUAUUUAGCACUAAGUAUAUUGAACUGAAUGAUAUUUAGCACACAUAAUAUUGAAGUGAAUAUUUUGCACACAUGAAUUGAGUGAUAUUUAGAACUGAUGAUAUUCAUUCAUUUUUAAUCAUUAUCAAGCAUGCAAUCAACUUAACCUUAGCUGAUUAUUUUACGUGUAUGUCAUUUUAAUAUGUAUAUUGUUGCAAUUUAUCUUUCGUUUGAAUGGCUUAAUUUUAAUCAUUUUCUUUUUUACAAUAUGUGCAUGUAUAUGUAUUAAAAUGCAUGUGAACUUAUUUCAUGAUGAUUAUAUUUUAUAAACUAUAUAUUGUUAUUCAGAAAAUGACGUGCAAUACAACACAAAGCCAAUAUAUAUUAUAAUAAAAUGUGAUGUUUG
Molecule: messenger RNA, 7953 nt
Organism: Mya arenaria
Lineage: Eukaryota; Metazoa; Mollusca; Bivalvia; Myida; Myidae
Product: PH domain leucine-rich repeat-containing protein phosphatase 2-like
Exons: 17
Coding region: 936-6590 (1884 amino acids)
Molecular function (GO): protein binding
Source: RefSeq, a predicted model, not a curated record